Messenger RNA from Protopterus annectens (West African lungfish), 10198 nucleotides. RefSeq names its product matrix remodeling associated 5 (gene MXRA5). The record is from RefSeq and is a predicted model, not a curated record. The transcript has 7 exons. NCBI's taxonomy places the organism in Eukaryota, Metazoa, Chordata, Ceratodontiformes, Protopteridae. Gene Ontology annotation, molecular function: protein binding. Bases 661 to 9411 code for a protein of 2916 amino acids.
CUUGACUUUUUUCUAUUGGAUAAACCCCUUAGCAGGCAGCUACAGUUUAGCAGGCAGAUUAUCCCCAAAUUUGUGCAGCUCAGAAUAUGCCCACAGGUUGCUGCACGUACAUUGUGAACUUCUAAUUUUCUGGGUCCCAAACUACAUUACAAACCCUUAUAACAAAUAAUCUCGGAAGGAAGUACCAGUUGCCUUAUGACUUUUACUUGCUUACCUGUUGUUUUACAUAAUUAUUUUUUCUACUACACAUCUAAAAAUUUCUUAAAUUAUAUUUUGGUUUGGAGAACGAGAUUGCUGUGUGAAGUCGAGAACUAUCGGAUAAACGUCUGACUAUUCAAAGGAGAACGUGUCCAUACUCUAACCGGCUUAGACUGACUGCUAUUUGCGGGACUGGUUGACAAGGAGAACAAGAAAGACGAAAGAAAUCAGGGAACCCCUCCUGUUGAUUUCCAACACGACCAGGAAACUCCCUGCUAGACACUAUGCUGCACUGUUUUGCGGGUACAACUGGCAGAUAAAUUUGUCCAUACUGUUCCCCAAGUAGCCCUUCUCUUCAAACAGGUUAGAGACCUGAAGACAGCUGUUAGACUUCUGGCAUGGAAGCUUCACCUGGCCAAUUUAUUUGCUAACCCGUCUUUAGGGUCACAGGUGUCUGGAAAAAUGAAGAAUCGUCAAACUAUGGUCCACAAAGCAGGAUGCUGGGCACUGUCCAUGGUGCUGAUUUUGACUGUAAUAUCCCAGAAGACAAUAUAUGCAUGCCCUCAUCCUUGUGCCUGCUAUGUGCCAACAGAAGUUCAUUGUACUUUCAGAUCAUUACUAUCAGUGCCAACAAGGAUUCCUAAGCAUGUGGAAAGAGUCAAUCUGGGAUUCAACAGUAUACAAUCUGUUGCCCAAAAUGCAUUUUUAGGGCUGAAAAGGUUAGAAUUACUUAUGAUGCAUGGAAAUGAUAUUUCCAGCCUGCCAGAUGAAGUCUUUAGAGAUUUAGUAUCAUUGCAGGUACUUAAAAUGAGCUACAACAAACUGGAAGUUCUAACUGGACACACACUUCUGGGGCUUUCAAGUUUAUUGAGACUCCACAUGGACAACAACAAAAUUGAAUUUAUAGAUCCAAAUGCUUUCAGUGGCCUGAUCUCAUUGAGACUUCUUCACUUAGAGGGAAAUUUACUGAAACAACUUCAUCCAAACACAUUUGCAACAUUUACAUUCCUGGACUACUUUAGAUUUUCUUCCAUAAGGCAUCUUUUUCUAUCAAAUAAUUCAAUUGAGUCUCUGCCAAGCAGUAUAUUUAGUCCUAUGACAUUGCUGGAAGCUGUUUAUCUUCAUGGAAAUCGAUGGUCAUGUGACUGCAGAUUAAACUGGUUGUUACAGUGGAAUAAGCAACAUGAAGAUGUGCUGAAGUGCAAAAAAGACAAAAGUUAUGAAGAUGGUCACCUAUGCCCGAUGUGCUCCUUUCCAAAUCAAUUACACAGAAAGCAGAUUUUUAAACAAGAUGAACUUUUAUGCACUAAACCCAUGAUUGAGUUAUUAAGAAAACAAAACCAUACAACAGAUCAGGAAGACUCUGAAAAUGAAUUGAUUGAUGAAGGCAUCAUUCCAGACGACUUAGGAAACAUGUCUUUAAACCUGACAGAUGAACAUGGAAAUAAAGUUGAUUUGGAGUGCAGAAUUAAAAGGCCUGGGGAAUCUUCAACAGUAUCCUGGAAUCAGUUACAUGCUGGAUACAUGGCUGUAAAUGCAACACUUUCAGUUGAUAUCUUAUGCCCUAUAGACCGCACAAAAUAUGAGAAAUUAUGGAACCUCAUUGCAUAUUAUAGUGAAGUACCUGUAACAUUACAGAGAGGAGUAAUGAUGAGUGAGCAGUCACAGUUGUGGAACAGAUACAGACAAGAACAAGACAGUGAUGGGAUGUAUUAUACAGGUGUUAAGAGUUUCAUUACUGCAACUCCUUCCUGGCUUAUGCAGUCAGUCAUAAAGCUUCGACUAAACAGACAAGAAACCUCAGCACGUAGUGCAGUGUUAUCAUUCUCAUCUCAUUUUCUAGAAACUGUGCAGACUGUAAAUGCUGAAAGAACCAGCUGGGUUAUGAUAGAACAUAAUCAAAACAGUGAAACAGCGCAUAGUACUGUCCUGGGUUCAGAAUGUCAGUUAAUAUGCAAUGUGCAUUCAUCUGGCAGUCAUACAAUAACAUGGAUACUCCCAAAUGGGACAAAAUUAAUGGCUCCUUAUGAAAGCAGUGAUAAAAGAAUUUCUGCCUUGAGUAAUGGAAAAUUGGUCAUCAAGAAAAUUGAGUUUUCAGAUUCUGGUAUUUACCAUUGUAUGGCACAAGUCAAAGGAGAUUAUGAUACUGUUUCUUUUCGAGUUGAUGUGCAAGAUACAGGCAUUCCAUCUUCUAUUACCGAGGAAGUCACAGUUCAUAAAUCUGCUGGAGACUCUGUCUUGCUGUCAUGUAGGGCAACUGGAACACCUGAUGCUAGAAUAAACUGGAUACUUCCAAACAGCAAGGUCAUUAACAUAUUUGGAAAUAUAUCAAGAGCAUAUGUACUGUACAAUGGUAGCUUACUUAUUGAAGAUAGCCAAACUGCUGACAAUGGAUAUUAUAGAUGCAUUGCUGUGAAUCAAUAUGGUAUAGAUUAUCUUACUGUAAAAGUAACAAUAGACAAGAAAUCAGAACAGCAGCCACAGCAAAAUAAAAAACGGAAUAGAAAGCCCAAAUUAUUUUCUACCACAUUUAGGAAAGAUAUUGAGAUGAAAGAUGGUUCAGGUGGGGGUGGUGGUGGUGGUGGUGGUGGUGGUGAGCCACAAGGAGCAAAGGGAAAACUGUCCUAUAGAAAGAGUCAUGAUGAUUCAGAUGAUAUCAAGGAAUUUGCAUUAAACCAAGAUAAGAAUCAUCUAGAUGAACCAUUUAACAGAAGGCUCGCAUCUAGGAGAGGAAUGCAGAAAGUUAAAGGUAGCAAAACAGCAGUUGGUCAAAGAGUGUUUCAGUCACGCCGUCGGGAUCACGCUACUAACAAACAAAUUGAUCCAAAACAAUGGGCAAGUAUUUUGGCAAAAGUACGUGGAAAAAGUAAUGGAAUACAACCAACAAGUGCUCUGUCACCAACCGAAGCUCCUGUCACUACUCCUUUGUUCUCAGACUUGGAAAUAUUUCCUUCAGCUGUUGUAAAUCCUGCAGUCAUAGUAAAUUUUAACUCCACGGACACAGGUGAUGAGUCCUCAACUGAUGAUACGUACAUUAAUGAAGAUGAAUUACUUCCAAAAACUGUGCCAAUAACUACAGAGGAAAGUAUUCCUAGCCAUGAAUAUAAUUACUUAACCACUCACAUUCCCAAAGAUAUUGCACUGAAAGAAAAUUCAAAACUGGAAGAUAAGAUUUUAGAAGUAAGGGAUUCUGACAGAAAUGAGUCUCCUAUUCUUUAUAAUAAAAAUCCAAAUUUUACAUUUUCAACAACAUCAACAUAUCAUCAAAGCAAAUUUUCUUCUCCUCCAGUUAUUGCACAACCACAGACUACUGAGCUUGACAAAAUGGAGUUCACAGCAGAUUCUGCUGUAUCUACAGAAGGUACAUAUAGUGGUGAAAAGGUAUCAACACUGUCAUUUGUUGUUGAUGAUGCUGUAUUUCAAGAUGUGACUGAAAAUGUUCUUAAUGCAGAUAACUAUGACAUUGCUAGCACAACCGCUCUCACAGAUUCUGAAGACAUAGUUACAAAUCCUACUGGACAUAUUUUAUCAGUCCUUCCAUCUUAUGUAUCUGAUCCUGAAAUGACUGAUCAGAAAACUACUGAAUACAAAUAUUUAAAUCACCUGCCUAGUACAUACACCACCCCAGCUGCUUACAGAAACCUCUUGAGUACCACUGUGCCACAUAGCAGUGAUUUCAGUAAUAAGACAAGCCCAUCUGGUACAGAUAACCAGUUGUCUAAGGCUUCAAACAUGCAUGAUCUACAUUUAGAUGUGGCUGCAACUUAUGAUACUGGGCUGUAUGCAUAUUCUUUGACAAAAUCAACAGAAAUAUUUAAAAUAGAUAAAGAAAAUGCAUAUGAAGGUGCAGAUGAAGUCAUUCGUAAGAGUUCAUCAUCAGAAAAGGAAACAAGUACAGCACACAAUAAGUUACGCACGAGGGUGCGCAUUAGGAAGAUAAAACAUCCUAAGCAGAAAACAACAACCAUCACUGAAAGCCAUAAUAUUCCAACUUUACUAGCUACAAAUGAGCCUCUAGGUAGUAUCACGACAUCAGUGACUGCAGCACUGGCAGAACAGUACAGGAUUACUACUGCUUCAUCUCCUCCUAAUGGUGGAAAUCAUCGUAGAAGAAGGCCUUUUGGUAGAAGAAGAUUUAGACCCAACAAAUCUAGAGUGAGGAUACACCAUAGUUCCCAGAAAAAUCAUUUUAUGACAACAAACCCCCCACUAAUGCCAAUCCCGUCAGUAAGCAAAAUUCAUUUCCAGGACCACUCUAAGGAAAUUAGUAUAGAUACAUCUCAAACUACAGAACAAAUGGUUAAUAGCAAGUCAUUACAGCAACUUGCAAAAACAGAAAAUCAAGAUGCUAGUUAUAUUCUUAUGCCUUUCACUCCAGAGUUGCCACCUUCGUCAACCUCUGUGCUAGGUACAGAAGUAGAUACAACCCCUGCACAAACAUAUCAUAACCCUCUUCCUGUUUCUUUUGCUGUGACAUUCGCAAACACCUUUUUGUCAUCCUCAGGGGAUACUGAUGAUGCCACCUACAAGUUAGAUGUGGAUAGGUACCCCAUUUUGGAAGAAAGAACUACCUCACUGCUAUCUGCACCAUUUUAUGCCACUGAUUCUGUUGUUCAGAGCAAUUAUUUUACUGCAACAAAUGCAAAAGAGCAAAAAGAACCUGGUGUUUUAGGAAAUGCUAUUUCUAAUAGUGGUAGUCUGGCUGUUCCUGAAAUAUCUACAGAAUCAGUAAUAACGGAGCAUCAGUCAUCACCAGAAUUCAGUAACUUAAAAAGUACAGUGUUGGUAGAUAUGCAUGCAUCAGGUUCUGAAGUAUUUGCAGGUCUGUCCUCAAGUGUAAACCAAAUAACAUCAAAUCCUCUAGAGCAAGAACCAUCUAUGCCAUUUUCUACAGACACUGAUCACACUGCCAUUACUGAUCUUACUACUGAAAGAGGAAAUACAAUCACUACCUCUAGUAUUAUGGAAGGAAAUACAAUGCCAGACACACCUGGGAAGACAGAAGAAAUGGAUAUUACAGAAUCCAGUGAUUUAUCAUUAUUUACAAGUUCACUACUCACAACAGCCACAUAUUUAAAAUAUCCAAUGAGCUCUUCAGUCCCUCAUAAAUCAGAAGACGCUUGGUUUCCAUUUUAUGUGCAGCAUAUUCCUAUAAAACAGGAAAAAGGUAAUGAUAUUCCAUCGCACAAGACCGCAGAGCUUGCAAAAGCUACUACUGCUACUGCGACUACUGUACCACAUAAAGUAUAUACUACCACAAAGAUGCCUCAAGGUACAACACUUUUAACAAAGAUGACUUCUAGAAGUGAAGUGAAAGUCAUAGACUCAAAUGAACUGCUGAUAUCAAAAACAAAUAAGGACCCUAAAAUCCAAGAUAAAUAUAAUUCUGGACAACAGGAACUUGAAACACAGCUGAAACCAGAUGAGAAUAAGCAUACCAACAAAAAAACUAACGAAACAAGUACAGCAACAUCAAGUAUUCAUUUGGCAUCAGUGGAAAAGUCUGUGUCUGGGCAAAGACAAGAAACAGUUAAUGUCUUGAGCAGUGGCUCUGCUCCAGGGUUUCCAAGGUAUACCCCAGUGAGAGGUACUGUGAGACCAACUUUUCCAACAAGACUUUGGCCUCACUAUAGAAUACCUGGUAGACAAGUUACAUUUACCAACAAACCUGAAAUAACAGCACAUGCUGCAACAGGUAAAAUACAACUUACUACAAAGCCUCCUUUCCAUCAUAGAACAAAUGCAGUAUUUCCUAACAUAUUUGGGAACUGGAUACCUAACAGAUGGCAUGAAAACUCAAGAAGUUCUGCAAGCAAUCUCAUUCCAGAUAGCAGGGGGAAUGCUGAUAGAAUACCAAGUAUAAGUCAAGGAAACCCAUAUUAUAAUCCAUAUGUUAGAUAUCCUGCAAGGUUCAGCAGACCUUUCAUAAUUACAAAACUAAACACCACAUCAAAGCCAUUUUUGUUUCCUGCACCUAUGGCAACAGAGAGGGACAUUACAGCAGUUACUAGAAUGCCUACACUUUUAAGUACUUACCAUAAUAUUAUUACAACAUCAGCACCUAGAAAAGAUCCCCUGAAACCAAACUUAUCUCCAACCAAAGUGGUAGUUCUACAAACCACAGAGCCUCAUUUAACUACCAGGACUCAGCUGCAUAGACAUAUGCCAUACGACCAAAAUUUUCAUGUGAUACCUUUAGCACCAAAACAUGAAAAGCCUUUUCACAUCCCAUCACCAGCAGCAUAUCCUUCAACUAAUGUUAGAACACCAGGACAGAAGCCUACAAUUACAACAACAACUGCUAACACUGUUUCAGUAGAAGCUGAAGUGGAUGUCACAUUACCUUGCAAUGCAUUUGGGAAUCCAACACCUUCCAUUUCUUGGACAAAAGUGUCAACAGGUGCUGUAAUGACAGAAAACACAAGAAUACAGAGAUUUGAAGUUUUGAAAAAUGGAACAUUUAUUAUACGAAAGGUUCAACUUCAAGACCGUGGACAGUACCAAUGCACAGCACGAAAUCAGUACGGCAUUGACAGAAUGCUCAUCACAUUAAGUGUUUUGGCUCAGCAAGCCAAAAUAUUAAGCUCAAACUUCAAAGAUAUUACUGUUUACUUAGGAGAGCAAGCCAUUAUUGAUUGCAAGGCAGGUGGUAUGCCAUCACCACGGAUUACUUGGAUUCUACCAAACAGAAAAUUAGUACAUGAUUCAAUGACUACAGCUGAGGAAAGAAUAUCACAGCUUGAUAAUGGAACUCUACUAAUUAAAGAAGCUACUUUUACUGACAGAGGUGUCUAUAAAUGCAUAGCUAGUAAUGCAGCAGGAGCAGAUACUCUCUCAGCUAGACUGCAUGUUGCAGCAUUGCCACCAAUUAUUCAGCAGGAUCGAAAGGAAGAAAUUUAUUUUACUCCUGGUCAAAAUGUCUACAUUCACUGCAGUGCAAAAGCAGCUCCACCUCCAGCCAUACGAUGGAUGCUUUUUGAUGGUACACAGAUUCGACCAUCACAGUUUGUCAAUGGAAAUCUUUUUGUCUUCCCAAAUGGAACUCUUCUCAUACGCAAUGUAUCACCCAAAGAUAGUGGCAGUUAUGAAUGUGUAGCUAUGAAUGUUGUUGGGAUGUCAAAAAGGAUUGUAAGCUUGAGUGUUAGAAGACUCUCUUCUAAUGCCAAAAUCACUGGUACAUCUGCUUUGACAACAGAUAUAACUUAUGGAAGUACUCUUCAACUGAACUGCACAGCAGCAGGUGACCCAGGGCCUAGAAUAUUCUGGAGACUGCCAUCUAGAAAACUUGUUGAUUCAUUUUACAGUUUCGAAUCACGAACUAAAGUGUACCCGAAUGGAACCUUAGUGGUAGUAGACAUCACAGAAAAAGACACAGGGGAUUACCUCUGUGUUGCCCGAAAUAAGAUGGGAGAUGAUUUUGUAGUUCUUAAAGUAAAUGUGAUGAUGAAACCAGCAACGAUUGAACAAAAAGAUCAAGCAAGCCACAAAGUCAUGCAUGGUGGGGAUCUGAAAGUAGACUGCAUUGCUACAGGGCUACCAAACCCUGAAAUCUCUUGGGCACUUCCUGAUGGUACUAUGAUUAAUAGUGUCAUGCAGUCAGAUGAUAGUGGGAUUCGGACUAGGCGAUAUGUAGUGUUUGAUAACGGGACUUUGUUUUUCAAUGAUGUUGGUAAGAAGGAGGAAGGAGACUAUACUUGUUAUGCAGAAAAUAAAAUAGGGAAGGAUGAAAUGAAAGUGCAUGUCAAAGUUAUAACAGAGCCUCCAAUCAUUAAAAAUAAAAGCUAUUCUGUCCUUCCAUUAUUACAUGGAGACUUGGCUGUGCUAAAGUGUGAAGCAAAAGGUGAACCCAUUCCAAGAAUCAUAUGGUUAAGUCCCACAAACAAAGUUAUUUCCUCAUCAUCGGAAAAGUAUCGGUUGAAUAGUGAUGGUACACUUCUUAUUUCAAAAGUUCAACAGUCAGAUGAUGGAAACUACACAUGUAUAGCACAGAACAUCAAUGGAGAGGAUAAGAAAGUCAUUGGUACUCAAAUAAAUGUACAAUCUCCAAAAAUUAAUGGAUACCCAAAUGCCAUCACAGCAGUCAGAUACACUGCAAUAGAGGAAACACGUAAACUUAUAAACUGCAAAGCUGAAGGAAAUCCAUUGCCCCGUGUCAUGUGGAUGUUUCCUCAGAACAUUAUACUACCAGCUCCAUAUUAUGGAACUAGAGUUUCUGUUCAUCAAAAUGGAACUCUUGAUAUCAAAUCUCUGAAGAAGACAGACUCUGUACAGCUAGUGUGUGUUGCACGUAAUGAAGGAGGAGAAGCUCGACUCAUUGUGCAGCUCAAUGUUCAGGAAAAGAUGGAAAUGCCUACUUUUAAAAAUCCAGUUAGUGAAAGAUUUUCCCUUGGUAAUGCAAAAAUGAUUGCUCUUAACUGCUCUGCUGAAGGCAGGCCUCCUCCAGAAAUCACCUGGAUCCUUCCAAAUGGGACAAAACUUCUGAGAGGCAGAAGAGUAUCUAAGUUUAACCAUGCAGCUGAUGGUACUCUGUUUAUUAGCAGUCCUUCCACUGAAGAUGUUGGGAUUUACCGCUGUAUGGCAAAAAAUGCUAUAGGCUAUGUAGAGAAAGCAGUUUCUGUCGAAACUGGGCAAAAACCAGUAAUCAAGAGUCAUUAUAGUUCCCUAGUAAGCAUUAUCAAUGGAGAAAAUUUGCAGCUGCACUGUGUAACACAAGGUGAGCCACAGCCUCAGAUCUCUUGGACAUUACCUAAUGGUGUGACCCUAAGCAAAGCUCAGACUGUUGGUCGUUAUUCUCUUUCACAAAAUGGUUCGCUUUCUGUUCAGCAAGCAUCUGUACAUGAUAGAGGGACAUAUACAUGCAAAGCUGUUAAUGAGUAUGGUUUCUCCACUGUUAGUAUCCCAGUAAUUGUUAUAGCAUAUCCUCCACGCAUCACACAUGGACCUGCUUCUGUUACUUACACAAGACCUGGUAAUACAGUUCAGAUGAAUUGCAUGGCAAUAGGAAUACCAAAAGCAGAUAUUAUGUGGGAACUUCCUAACCAAACACGACUAACAGCAACAUCUCAAACCCGAAUAUAUGGCAAUAAGUUGCUUAAUCCUCAGGGAUCCUUAAUAAUCCAAUUCCCUUCCCAACAAGAUGCAGGGUUUUAUAAAUGCACUGCUAAAAAUGUGUUAGGAAGUGAUUCAAAAGCAACUUACCUCCAUGUCUUUUAAAUGUAAUACUAAUAAAUGUGCCUUGCCCAGAUAACUGCAAAAUAAGUGCAGAAAAUACUGUCUAGCAUAAUUUAAUUAACUGAUUUGCUAAUGUGCGUGCUAUCCAGUGUGGACUGACUACUUGUCCAAAACUGGUUUUGUUUCACCAUUUCAUUUUUAUUUAUGUGAUGAAGUGGUGCUCAAGAUCCAUGCUAUUUAUAUUUGCUGAUGUAUAUAAGAGAAAUUCUGAAAUUCAAAUCCAUUUUUCAUCAGUCAAACUUUUCAGAUUCUAUAUCAACACCAUGUUGACUGUCUUUGCAUUGAAGUUUAUAGUUUUACUAUAUGCAACCAAUGUCACCCCAAGGUCAACAGGAUCAGAAUGACUUUCAUCGCAUACUUUUCCUCAGAAAUAUUUGCAUCUUAAAUGAGCAAAAUUGUUUUUACAAGAUAAUGCAGUGAAGGUGUUACUAAUAGAUGUAUAAAUGUGCUUUUAAUCAAUGUGCAAAUGAUUAUUAAAGCACAACAGAUGAAGAUAUUUUUUUUGUCACAAGCUGUCCAUAUACUGCAAAUUUCUGAAGUAAGAGAUCGUUUCAAUUUAGCUAAAAGUAUUCCAAGCAACAUUUGAUUAUGAUAAAAAUGUACAUUGUGUGGUAUAGGACAUACAGCUCAUUAGACACGUAUGAGAAAAUGGUGUGCAGUUUCUCAUUCUAAAUUAUUGGUCUUUAAAAGACUUUUGAUGUAUAUCUGUGUUUAUAAUCUUAAAAGUUAAUAUUUUCUUUAGUCUUACAAUAAAGAAUAUUUUCCAUUA